AUGCUUCUUCCCAAGCUCCAUCAGAUGUUGAGCCUGGCAGCCAUUGUAGCAGCCUCGCCAACGCCACAGGACACGUCGAAUCCUCUGGUCACACUCGACUACGGCACCUUCCAAGGCGCAGUAUCAACUAAAUACAAUCUCACCUACUUCCGCAAAAUCCCCUUUGGCGCAUCCACAGCAGGUCACAACCGCUUCCGCGCUCCUCAACCACCAGCUCCCAUCACAAAUGGUACAUACGACUCAAAUCAAGCCUUCGACAUGUGUCCACAGCGUACAGUCAACGGCUCAGAAGACUGCCUUUAUCUCGGCGUAUACUCGCGACCCUGGACCAAAGCCCAAUCCCUUCGUCCUGUGCUGCUCACCUUUUACGGCGGCGGCUUCAUUCGUGGGAGCGCCAGCUUUGACAUGCCACCCUCUGGCUUCCCCGUUCUGAACGUCAGCACACAGAAUGACUACGUAGUCGUCUACUCCAACUACCGCACUAACGUCUUUGGAUUCCUCCCCGGUAAAAAGAUUGCCCAACACCCUGAUGUCGAUCUCAACCCCGGCCUCCUAGACCAACAAGCAGCACUUAAAUGGAUCCAAAAGAACAUCCAUCAUUUCGGCGGGGACAACCACAAUGUCACCAUCUGGGGUCAAUCCGCCGGCGGCGGAUCAGUCAUCGCGCAGACCAUCGCCACCGGCAACCGGGGCAAGAAUCUCUUCCAAAAAGCAAUGGUCAGCUCGCCCUUCUGGCCUAAAAUCCAUCGUUACGACAGCCCUUGGGCCGAAUCUCUCUACCAACAGACCCUCCUCGACAUCGGCUGCGCCAACACCACCACCACCGCUGACGACGAAAUCCGCUGUCUCAAAACCGCCAACCUCCAAACCCUCCGCGAGACCGCGUUAAAACUAUCGUCCAGCCAACAAUACACAACCGCAACUUUCACCUGGGGCCCCGUCCUCGACACCACCUUCCUCACCCAACCCCUCUCCGCCCUCCUCCGCCACCCCAACCCCCUAAACGCAAAAUUCACCCAGGCAAGCUACAAUCUACACGAGGGCGAAAACUUCAUACCCCCCGGCUUCCAAAACGCAACCUCAAGCACAAGCAGCACCGCCGACGGCUUCAACAGCUCCACUGCCUCCUUCGACGCCUGGCUGCGCGGCUACCUGCCCGAUUUCUCGCCGCGCGAUCGCCAGGCCGUCAAGGCGCUGUAUCCCGCAGCUGGCCGCACCGAGGUGUUUGCGUGGAAUACAACCUAUCUACGCGCUGGAUUCAUCUAUCGGGAUCUCGUGCUUGCCUGUCCUGCGUAUUGGAUUGCGAAGAAGGCGCAGCGGGGCGCGUUGCUGCAGUAUACGAUUUCCCCGGCGAAACAUGCUAGUGAUGUGCAAUAUUGGAACACCCUCACCCCAAUCCAAACCACCGACCCACUAACCUACACCGCCUACGCUGGCGCCAUGGCCUCCUUCAUCCAAACUGCCGACCCAAACGCCCACAAAGUCACGAAUGCAACCGUCCCCGCCGUCCCCUUCAUCACAAGCGGCCUUGAGUUUCAAAUCACGCCCGAGGGUCUCAAGACGGGAAGGAUCCCGUUGUUGGAGCAAAGGUGUGCGUUUUGGGAGAGGUUGGGGGGGAAGGUGCCCAUGUGA
Messenger RNA from Plenodomus lingam JN3, 1632 nucleotides. RefSeq lists its product as uncharacterized. Lineage: Eukaryota; Fungi; Ascomycota; Dothideomycetes; Pleosporales; Leptosphaeriaceae. The record is from RefSeq and is a predicted model, not a curated record.